AAAUAACAAACUGGGUUGGUUCUCUUCCUUUCUCUCUCUACACGGCAUUUGUAUGUCUUUUCGCCAUGGAUACUAACAAACAGCCGUUAUCUUCACUGGCUUGACUCUCUCUCUCUAUCUUUCUCUCUCUCUAAUGCGAAUCCUUCUUCAACACAGGCUUCUUUGAAUUCCUUACUGAAAUCUCAAUCUGUCAAAGCUUGAACAGAAAGACUAGAUUUCAGUCUUCUCUAGAUAAGAUAUCAAUGCUUUAUUACAAUCAACUUCCAUUCUUUUGAACAUCGUUGAGCUAAACUUGGAUAAAUGAUGUUGGAUCUCAAUAUCGAUGUAGUUUCUUCCGAUUCUGAGUAUUGUCAAUUUGAACAGACGGUUACCGCCGAUAAGAUUGCGAGCUGUAGGACUGAUGAUUCUGCAACUCCGAAUUCAUCCGUAGUUAACGAUGAAGAGGCUCCGGCGGAAGAACAAUCCAGUUCGAAUCUUAUUCCACCUUCUAGUUCUAACUACUAUCCUUUUCAUGUCUUGCCAAAAGGUAAAACUAGCUUUUACAAGGUAAUUGCUGCCGGUUAUGACUGCGACGAGGAAUCGGUUCCAUCCUUGGUUACUAGACAGCUUUUCCCUGUUCCUAGUGAUGGAAUAAUUGGCGAUGAUAACGAGAUUGACUCGAGAAUUGUUUCCACACAAAAUUCUUCGUUUAGAGCGCGAUGGUUGAAUCUCUCAUUUCCUGAUACACAAGACGACGGGGCUAGCCUGAGAUCUUUGCAGCAGCCGCAGCUACCACAGCCACAGCCACAACCACAACCACAACCACAGCCACCGCAGGUUAAGAAGAGCCGGCGAGGUCCGAGGUCUCGGAGUUCUCAGUACAGAGGAGUCACCUUUUAUCGUCGAACUGGACGAUGGGAAUCACAUAUAUGGGAUUGCGGGAAGCAAGUGUAUUUAGGUGGAUUUGACACUGCUCAUGUUGCAGCUAGAGCUUAUGAUCGGGCUGCAAUUAAGUUUAGAGGAGUUGAUGCUGAUAUCAACUUCAAUGUUAGUGACUAUGAGGAGGACAUGAAACAGAUGAGAAACCUGACAAAAGAAGAAUUUGUUCAUAUAUUGCGUCGUCAGAGCAAUGGAUUUUCACGGGGUAGUUCAAAGUACAGAGGGGUGACCUUGCACAAGUGUGGUCGAUGGGAGGCAAGGAUGGGGCAACUUCUCGGUAAAAAGUAUGUAUAUCUUGGGUUGUUCGACUCUGAGAUGGAAGCUGCAAGGGCUUACGAUAAAGCAGCAAUCAAGUGCAACGGUAGAGAAGCAGUGACCAACUUUGAACCCUGCACUUAUGCUGAGAUAAACUCAGGUGCUGACCAGAAUCUUGAUCUGAGGCUUUGUGUAUCAACUCCUCCUUCUGAUGUUCAGACAAGCACUCGCAUCGAUCAAAGUUGUCACAUUAAUAAUAUAUCACCUGAGAUAUAUAAUGGGAAAAGAGCCAAGAUUGAGAGUUUUGGCCCUGGUCCUGUUUUUGGACUGAACAUACAUGUUACACCACCAGCCUCCAUGCAUCAUCCCUCGAAAUGGCCUGGCAUUGAUCUAAGUAUUCCAAACUAUGAGGAAAGAACAUUAGGAAAAGUGUCGCAAGGACAUCUUCCCCAGCAGCCAGUGUUCUCAAACUGGACAUGGAAAAUGCAGAGCCACGGAGCUAUAAGCCCAGUGUCAUCGUUUCCUACUACUGCAGCAUCAUCAGGAUUCCCUUCUUUUACUAUGUCCGCCUUACCAAAUGGCUCGAAACACUCCUUCCCACCACCACCACCAGUUGCUACCAACAAUUGUAAGAAUCAGCCGACUAAAUAACACUCAGUAUUAUGUAAGUUUGAACCUAUAGUGUUUGUUUGAACUAUUACCCACUUCUCUCUUAUUUCUUGAGAGGCUCAUUAGCUGCAUACAAUGAUUGUUGUUUUACAAAGGCUUUGCUAUUAUGAUAUGAAAUAGGAAUUUGCUCCUUCA
Molecule: messenger RNA, 1977 nt
Organism: Impatiens glandulifera
Lineage: Eukaryota; Viridiplantae; Streptophyta; Magnoliopsida; Ericales; Balsaminaceae
Product: ethylene-responsive transcription factor RAP2-7-like
Exons: 10
Coding region: 301-1824 (507 amino acids)
Biological process (GO): regulation of DNA-templated transcription
Molecular function (GO): DNA-binding transcription factor activity; DNA binding
Source: RefSeq, a predicted model, not a curated record